Colletotrichum siamense is the source of this 1110-nucleotide messenger RNA. Its product is annotated as UPF0676 protein. The transcript has 4 exons. NCBI's taxonomy places the organism in Eukaryota, Fungi, Ascomycota, Sordariomycetes, Glomerellales, Glomerellaceae. Bases 1 to 1110 code for a protein of 369 amino acids. Gene Ontology annotation, molecular function: dioxygenase activity. The record is from RefSeq and is a predicted model, not a curated record.
AUGCCGUCGGCCGUCUCUCCUGAACCCACACCCCUGCCGAAAUGGCAGCGCCCAGCCAAGACCACGCAUGAUCUCCCCUGGGCGGAUAUCAAAGUGAUCGAUAUUGGCAAGUUUGACGAGCCGGGUGGCAAGAAGCAGCUUGCUGAGGAACUGCGCCAAGCGGUUCACGAGACGGGCUUCUUCAGUCUAAUCAAUACUGGCUUUACACCUGAAGAGGUACAGCGCCAGUAUGACAUCGGGCAGGGAUUCUUCGGCCUCCCCGUUGAAGACAAGGCAAGGCCAGGAAACACGUGUGACUUUUCCAAGGGGAACUACUUUGGAUACAGGCCGUUUCACGAUAAAAAGAUGCAAGGGACAGAAGUACUCAACAAUGUGGAGUCAGUGAACAUUGCCAAGUUCAUUCCCAAGUAUGCGAAUGAGCCAUUCCACCCUUUCUUCGAGCCAUACCGCGAGGAGAUUGAAGAUUUCUCCAGGCGUUCGCUUGAGAUAGCUAGCAAGGUCUUCACACUGUUUUCCAUCAUCCUCGAGCUUCCUGAAGACUACUUCUCCUCCCGCCACGCUUACGAAGAUCCCAGCGAGGACCACCUGCGGUACAUGGGCUACCAUCCGCGAUCUCUCGCUGACGACCUCAAAGUCGCCAACACGUGGUCGCGCGCCCAUACUGACUUUGGAUCCCUGACGCUGCUGUGGAGUCAAGACGUUGCUGGCCUUCAGAUAAAGACGUCGUCGGGCGAAUGGAAGUAUGUCCCGCCUGUCGACAAUGGCAUCGUCUGCAAUGUGGGCGACAUACUCGACUUCUGGUCUGCAGGGUACCUCAAGUCGACGACGCAUCGGGUCGUCCGGCCCCCGGAAGACCAGGCUCACCUCUUCCGCCAGGGACUGUUUUACUUUGUGAGACCUGGUGACGAUGUCGACAUCAAGCCUGCUCCAUCUCCACUGCUAAAGAGAUUAGGGAUCGUCAAGCAGGAUGCCGAGAACGCGGAGCCAGUCACUGGUCUGCAAUACGUCAGAGAGCGCGUAAAGAACUACCAUCAUCACAAUGAUUACGCAGACAUGAAGGGCAAGAAAUUCAAGGUUGGCAACUUGGAGAUUGAGGAUGAAGCAGAUUGA